Messenger RNA from Cladocopium goreaui, 1810 nucleotides. Lineage: Eukaryota; Dinophyceae; Suessiales; Symbiodiniaceae. The record is from the annotation of a GenBank genome assembly.
AUGAACAUCUCCAGGUUUUUGCGUGGAUCCAAAACCAUCCAAAACCACUUCUCCCCCUUACCCAGCACGGUCGCAGGCUGGGUGAACGUCUUCCUCUGCCGAAGGAUCUCCUUGGACGGCUCCUCCCUGGUGGGACAGUUCCCAUGUUGGACCUCCAGCUUCUUGCCUGUCAUUGACUCACUCCUUUGGACCUCCUUGAGCGCACCGGCGCUGCCAGCGUGGAAUCCUGGUGCCAAACAGUGGCGAAGGUGCCCUGCGUUGCGGAGACGAAGGAUGGCUGAUGGAGCGCAAGCUGAGCUUCAGGCCUCUGAGGUCCAUGGAGGCAAUGCGCUGGUGGAGCGAUUUGCCCCAGCUGGAGGCUGGGAAGAUCUCUUCACUCCUGCCAGGCACCUGGCUUCAAGGAUGCAGGAGAUGGUGGUUCUGGGUCGACUCCCAGAGCCCAAGAAGUGGUUGACGGUGGCCAUGCGAACGCGGAGCCAGACGGAACCACACGAAUUGGCAAAGGGUCUCCAAGGUUCGCAGAGGCUAGUAAUAUGUCUUCCGCAUCAGUCUCUACAAGUCAUCUGCUUCGAUCAUGGCAUUAUGGCGUUAGCGCCUCACUCGCAGCGCAGCUGCAGUCGCUGGCUGGUGGUGGAUACAGAUGCAGGCGUCGACGACGCCUUUGCACUGUGCAUGGCACUGAGGCUGGCCAAGCAGAGUGACUUUGAGUUCAAACUGAUUACCUGUUGCUUUGGCAACUGCUCGGUGGAGCAGGUGGGGAUCAAUGUGGCGAAAUGCCUUGCCGCCUGCGAGCUGCCAAGCUCAGAGUGGCCGAAGGUGGUGCUGGGGGCUGCGGGGCCCAAUGGCACUCAGAAGGCCAUCAACGCCAGUCAUUUUCAUGGCUCUGAUGGACUAGGUGACGCCUCCGACGCGCUGCCUGCCGCGGCCCUUCCGCCGCCUUCGCCGUCCUCGACGUCGCCGAACGCGUCGCCGCGGGCGGCGGCGGACGCGCUGCUGGCGCUGCUGCGGGAGGCGCAGAUGGAGGAGGCAGAGGUGACGCUGGUGACGCUAGGCCCACUGACCAAUCUGGCCCUGGCGUUGAAAGCAGAACCGGAGCUUCCGCUGCUGCUCAACGACCUUUGGGUCAUGGGUGGUUGUGGCAACGCUCGUGGAAAUCAUGGCCGGGUCACUGAGUUCAACAUCCACGCAGACCCCGAAGCUGCCAGUGAUGUCUUUGCCAGGCCCUGGUCCCAGCUGACAGUGACCAGUUGGGAUCUGAUGACCUUCGCCACUGUGCCCUGGCGGACCUUUGAUGCCACCAUCCAGCGAGCCACCAGCCAGGUGGGUAGAUUCCUGGCCAAGAUCAGCCAUUUGCCUUAUGUCCAAAAACGUUCCACCACGUCUUGUAGCCGAGGUCAGGAGGGCUGUUUGGCCUUCAUGGCUUCAUCGUUUCUACAGCUGCUGGCGCCGCUGUUGCAGCACUUGGCGCCCGCACCCGCAGGGGUAGGCUUGUGGAACCUCACGUCGGCUCCUGGCGCCAUCGUUUGCGACGCCAUCACCAUGGCCGCGGUCUUGCGCCCUGAGCUGGUCCUGCGCAGUAGCCAGGUGCAUGUGGAAGUGGAGCUGCAAGGAGCCCUUACGCGUGGCCAGACGGUGAUCGAUUGGGGCACCUGCUUCGAUGGUGUACAUCGACCGAAGCACAUCCGCUGGGUGCAAGAGGUGGAUAUGAACCUUUUCUGCCGCAUGCUUCGCGAAACCGUGAGCUGACGCCUAAAAAACAUCUCUCCGAUGCAGCCUGGGGUGGUGGGUCUGGAGAUCACCGGACCUUGAG